AUGCCGCUGGAAGAACAGGGAGAAUCGUCUCCCCUUGCCCGGCAUCCAACACGAAAUCUACCUGACUAUGGUGCAACGGAUGGUCGGUUGCAUACAUCGGAUGACCAGGAGAAUGUGUCGUUCUUGCAUAUUAUGAUACCAUGCUUGGCCAUGUGGUCUGUGACAUUCAUUGGGAGUGUCGACACUACCAUCGUGGCGAUGCUCUUAGGAAAUAUUUCGUCUUCAUUUUUGGCGGCGGAGCGCGCUUCAUGGAUCGGGUCCACAUUCUUAUUAUCCGUGUGUUGCACGGCACCGCUGUACGGACGACUCAGUGAUCUCUUCGGACGAAAGCGCAGUCUUUUGUUGGCCGUAUCCAUUUUUACGUUGGGUACCCUGUGGUGCGCUACAGCGCGUACUAUGGACGAGUUUCUCGUGGCUCGUGCAUUGGCCGGUCUUGGAGGCGGUGGCUUGAAUACCCUCACGAGUGUGAUCAUGUCGGGUCUUGUGCCCCUCAAGUCUCGAGGCAUUUUUCAGGGCUUGGCCAAUAUUGUAUAUGGACUGGGCGUUGGAACGGGUGCGCCUCUUGGAGGUGUGCUGAAUGACACCAUCGGUUGGCGCGGUGCAUUCUACAUUCAAAUUCCCGUUUUGCUGCUUGCCUUGAUGGCAUUGACAUUCUGUCUUGAGCAUGAUGAAGCUGUGCAUUUUGGCCCUGGCGAUUCUGUAUGGAAACGAAUCAAGGAUGUGGACAUGCUAGGUCUUCUUUUGUUUUCCUUCGUUCCGUUAACAAUGUUGUGUGCCUUGGAUAUGAUCAGUGUCCGCAACCUUCCACUUACGAACCCUUAUGUACUGACACUGCUGGGUGUUAGCUCUGUGGCUCUGGCCUUGUUUCUCUUUGUAGAGCGUCGUGUUGCUCGAUUCCCCCUUCUUUCGCUCGACAUCCUGUCUUUGCGCACGGCGCGAUCGACAUUGGUGGGCAAUUUCUUUCUGAGUGUGGCUCUUUUCAGCUACAAUUACUACCUGCCUCUCUUUUUCCAAACGGUGGCUCGCAUGACAGCCUCUGACGUCGGUGUGCGCAUGAUGCCGUCGAGCUUCGCUAUUGGUGUGGGCAGCCUCGUAUCUGGCUUUUAUAUGCGCUAUCACGGAAGAUACUGCCGCUAUCUUGUUGCUUGUUCUGUCGUUGUCUUUAUGUCAUGCUUGCCUUCUGUUUUGUACCUGGUUGAUCCCCCUACGGUGACCCCCUUCGUUUUGAAUGUGUUUUGGUCGUUUGCGCAGGCAGGCUAUCUGACAUGUGCGUUGGUGGCUCUCAUUCAUGUGGUGGACAAAAGAUCUCUUGGCGUAGCCACAGGUAUGAGCUACUUAUUCCGCACAACGGGCCAAGUGACUGGCGUCGCCUUCUCUGGCUGCAUUUUGCAACUGACACUGGCGCGAGAGCUUUCUGGACGUAUUCUCGGACCGGGCUCUGCCGAGCUGAUCGAGCAAAUUCGCCACGACUCCACGAUUCUUCCCUCUCUCCCAGAAGAUUUGCGCUAUGAAGCCUUAUGGUCUUACACCUACGCGUUGCACAAUGUGUUCAUUUUCGUCAACAUAUGCUAUUUCAUUACUAUGAUCACAACCAUGUUUGUCGAAGACAAACACUUGGAUGAAGUGUUUCCAAGCCAAGAGCGAGAUGAUGAAUAG
This is a messenger RNA of Malassezia restricta, 1656 nucleotides long. Its product is annotated as transporter. The transcript has a single exon. Bases 1 to 1656 code for a protein of 551 amino acids. The record is from RefSeq and is a predicted model, not a curated record. Gene Ontology annotation, biological process: basic amino acid transport; transmembrane transport. Gene Ontology annotation, cellular component: fungal-type vacuole membrane. Lineage: Eukaryota; Fungi; Basidiomycota; Malasseziomycetes; Malasseziales; Malasseziaceae. Gene Ontology annotation, molecular function: basic amino acid transmembrane transporter activity.